AUGCCCGGACUGCGUCCCAGACCGUUUAAAGACAGCGUAUGCCGGAAUCCUCUUAGGAGUAUGGAGGAAUUGCGUCAGCGAACGGCUGACGAGAUCAGGGUAGAGGAUAUGAAACAAAGCUACCGGAAAGAACUCCAGGAGGCGAAGUCGGAAAAGCAGGAAAGCCGGCGGGACAGUCAGGGCGGUCGCCCAGGUAGCGACAAGGCGAGAGAGGGACCCCGGAAUCCCCGGUUCCCGCAGUACACACAGUUGAACGCCCCUAGGGCCCGGAUACUGCAAGAAUUGCUUAGCGCCCAAAUAAUGAAGGUGCCACAACAGCGUCCGACCCCCCCGGGAGCGGACAAUUCUAAACACUGUUUGUACCAUCAAAACAUGGGUCACAACACUGAAGAUUGCGUAACAUUGAAAGAUAAAAUAGAAGAAAUGAUCAGGUCUGGACUGUUGCAGCAAUAUGUGAAAGGAAAUCGAACGGUGGAAUACCGUGGCGGCCGAGAGCGAAAGGAGUACGUGAGGCCAAGCUUUCCCCAUUCUGACGAAAAGAGAGCCUACACGAGAAGCCCCCCUCGGUCUGCGAGGACCCACCGGCCAUCUGACGACCACGACAAUCGAUAUACGGGGGGCCGGAAAAAUAACGCUAGGAGAUCACGCAGUCGAAGUCAAGAGAGAGGCCAUAGUCGCCCGUUGAGGGGAGUCAUCAAUACCAUCUCAGGCGGGUUCGCUAGCGGAGGACAGUCCUCGUCCGCCCGCAAGAGAAGUAUCAGGACGUUGCGGUCCAUCCAUGCCGUGGAGGUCCCUAAGAGAACAAUGUUGCCCAUUACCUUCAUAGACGAAGACUUCCAUGCCCCCGACCCCGAGCAAGACGACCCCAUGGUCAUCACCGUGGAGGUAGCGCGGUACGAGAUCAGCAAGGUGUUGGUAGAUCAAGGCAGCUCGGUGAACAUCCUCUACUGGAAAACGUUCCAGCAAAUGGAUAUUUCGGAAGACCUAAUAGUCCCAUUUGGUGAGCAGCUGGUGGGAUUCGCCAGGGAAAGAGUUGACACCCGAGGCUACCUUGACUUGAGAAUACGUUUGGAACCAGCCGCUCCAGCGAAGAAAAGAAAGUUAGAUUCUUGCUGGUAG
Messenger RNA from Vigna radiata var. radiata (mung bean), 1119 nucleotides. RefSeq lists its product as uncharacterized. Lineage: Eukaryota; Viridiplantae; Streptophyta; Magnoliopsida; Fabales; Fabaceae. The record is from RefSeq and is a predicted model, not a curated record. The transcript has a single exon. The coding region runs from base 1 to 1119 and encodes 372 amino acids.